Messenger RNA from Parnassius apollo (apollo), 486 nucleotides. The record is from the annotation of a GenBank genome assembly. NCBI's taxonomy places the organism in Eukaryota, Metazoa, Arthropoda, Insecta, Lepidoptera, Papilionidae.
AUGCGCGCGACGCGUAGUGUCUGUGCGAGGAGGAUGGAUAUAUCGCUCUCUUCACGUUUCGUUCAAAAACAGUGCCAGUUUACGUUUAGGAACCUUUUUAAUUUUGAUAAUUUAGUUGUACCAAAAAACGGACAAAAAUGCAUUAAGGGAUAUAAUGCAAAUAACAUAAACGCCGUUACUUUGGCUACCUACGAUGAUAUAAUUACAGAAACAGGAACAGUCUGUGGUUACGGAGUUGAUGAAGACAACUCUCCAGGAGAACAGUUAGUGUGCUCGGAAUGGAUCCUGGAGCCUUUGGAAGUUGGAACUACCGUGGGUAUUAGUGAAGGUGUCCCGCCUACCCGCUAUGAUAUCGGUGCACCCCUCGUGAGCAAUGGUGUCCAGAUUGGUGUCCUCACGUCUCUGGUAGAAGGACCCACUGCUGUUUUCAAGAACCCUGCUAUCUACAGAGACUGGAUUAAGGAACAAACCGGUGUCGAACUUUAA